AUGCGUGUUGAAGGACAGCGCUUCUCCGAAAUCAACGCGGUCAGCCAAUCUACGAAGAAUUCACCUAAAAAGAAAGGACAUCCAAUGCAUACCAUAGGAUUUUUUAACGCCUCACUUGGCUACAAAGACUGUAUGAUAAAAGCACAAGUCAUCGUACUUGAUCGUCCAGAAACUGCACUACUCAGCUCUCAAGCAAUAGAUGAGCUUGGCUUAAUUACCUACGAUACAGGAGUCGUCGGAAAUCUGCAAACGAUGAAUACGAUUACGGUAAAUUCAUUUCAUAAACAAUUCACAGAACUUUUUAGUAGUUCCACAGGAGAAUGCACCAAGAUGACAGUUCAUCUACGGCUUAAACCAGAUGCGAAACCGAAACAUAUUCCACGACGUCCGAUCGCACUUGCAUUAGAAGAACCAGUCAAUGAGGAACUGGAUAGACUCGUUAAAAAUGGAAUUUUAACGCCAGUCGACUUUUCGGAAUGGGCGGCGCUCAUAGUAGUUGCACACUACUCUACAGGAUUAAAUGACGCACUUGACGCGGAGGAUUAUCCAAUCCCAGAGAUAGAGGAACUUAUAGCAAAACUUCGAGGAAGUUCUAUCUUCUCACAACUAGAUUUAUCUGAUGCUUAUUUCCAUCUAAGACUGGAUGAGGAAAGUAAGAAGCUAACUACAAUAAAUAUUCAUCGAGGUUUAUUUGCUUACAAUCGGUUGGUUUUUGGAUUAAAACCAGCUCCUGCAAUUUUCCAACGUACGCUGGAACAGGCACUUACAGGUAUUCCAGGCGUACUCGUCUAUCUUGAUGAUAUUCUGAUUUAUGGUCAGGAACGCACAGAGCACGAUACGCGUUUACACGCCGUGCUAAACCGCUUGCAAGAAUGGGCUAAAGGUAUUGAGCCUGACCCAGCACGUCUUCGACCUAUUCAAACAAUGCGAGCUUCGACGAAUACAAAAGAGAUACGUUCGUUUUUAGGUCUGAUUAAUUACUACGGGAAAUUUGUACCAAAUUUGCAUCGACUCAAAGCACCAUUCAAAGCUUUGAUCAAGAAAGAUGUACCUUUGUGUGGACAGCAAAAAUGA
Molecule: messenger RNA, 1074 nt
Organism: Camponotus floridanus (Florida carpenter ant)
Lineage: Eukaryota; Metazoa; Arthropoda; Insecta; Hymenoptera; Formicidae
Exons: 4
Coding region: 1-1074 (357 amino acids)
Source: RefSeq, a predicted model, not a curated record